AUGCUCAGUGCAUCUAUCCCCAAUGGCACUGCCUUUCACCCAUCCACCUUCAUCUUGUUGGGCAUCCCAGGCAUGCAGGACCAACACAUCUGGAUCUCCAUUCCCUUUUGCUCCAUGAAUAUCCUUGCCCUUGCGGGUAAUGGUACCAUCCUCUUUGUCAUUAUGACAGACAAGACUCUUCAUGAGCCCAUGUACCUCUUCCUCUGCCUGCUCUCUGUCACAGAUUUGGUUCUUUGCUCCACAACACUGCCUAAGAUGCUGGCCAUCUUCUGGCUCGAUGCCCACACUAUCUCCUUUCAUGGCUGCCUCACCCAGAUGUUCUUUGUCCAUGCUGUCUUUGCCACCGAGUCAGCAAUCCUGUUAGCCAUGGCUUUUGACCGCUAUGUAGCUAUCUGUCGCCCACUGCACUACACGUCCAUUCUCAACACCACUGUCAUUGGGAAGAUUGGAGCAGCAUGCGUCGCCCGGGGCCUUCUCUUUGUCUUCCCUUUUAUUAUACUCGUUAAACGCCUCCCUUUCUGUGGGCGUCACAUCCUUGCUCAUACUUACUGUGAGCACAUGGGCAUUGCCAAGCUAGCCUGCAGCAGCAUUAAGCCCAACACCAUCUAUGGACUCACAGUGGCACUGUCGGUCACAGGAAUGGACGUGGUGCUCAUCGCAGCCUCCUACGUUCUCAUUCUGCGUGCUGUGCUGCGCCUGCCUUCCCAGGAGGCCCAACUUCGAGCAUUCAGCACCUGUGGAGCCCAUGUCUGUGUCAUUCUUGUCUUCUAUAUCCCUGCCUUCUUCUCCUUUUUCACUCACCGCUUUGGCCAUCGUGUGCCCCCACAGGCACACAUCAUUCUUGCCAACCUCUACCUCCUUGUACCCCCUGUUCUUAACCCACUAGUGUAUGGCAUCAACACCAAGCAGAUCCGCACUCGGAUCCUAGGACUGGGCCUGUGGAGGAGGUAG
Trichosurus vulpecula (common brushtail) is the source of this 951-nucleotide messenger RNA. RefSeq names its product olfactory receptor 52D1-like. The transcript has a single exon. Gene Ontology annotation, biological process: G protein-coupled receptor signaling pathway. Lineage: Eukaryota; Metazoa; Chordata; Mammalia; Diprotodontia; Phalangeridae. The coding region runs from base 1 to 951 and encodes 316 amino acids. The record is from RefSeq and is a predicted model, not a curated record. Gene Ontology annotation, cellular component: membrane. Gene Ontology annotation, molecular function: olfactory receptor activity; G protein-coupled receptor activity.